AUGAAGACAGGUUCCAGUGACGAGCCGCGAGUCACAAGCAGCGCACCACACCAUAAGCUUCAAGUCUUACUUACCCUUCAUGACGGUGAGCGAAGUUUCGGUAUGUCACUCGCGCAGAAGACGUCAUCUUUUGGAGCCAAGUACACGGUGGUCUCUAGCGUCUUCGCCAAAUCUCCAGCUGAUCGCGCAGGCGUCCGCAAAGGGUAUGUCGUGCAACAGAUUAAUGACGAGCCCAUGACUGGUCUGACUGUUGCUCAAGUGGCCAAUUACUUCCGUAAUGUAGGGCAGGCGAGAAUCACAUUAGAAGUUGUGGAGAGUGCAGGACCGUUAAAGACUUCAGUAGGUGAUUCAAUGCUAUCAGUGAGUGAUGGAAAAAAAAUCCGAUCAUCGGUGUCAGGUUUUGCUACUGUUUCAUCUGGGAGGGCAAUUGCAGCUCCAGGAUCGGCAUUGGCCGGAUUGAAAGUUGUGGCACCGAAGCAUGAAAACGUAGGACCUGAUACAAAGCCUGCUGCAAAUUCGUUGGACUCAGAGUCUCGCGAUAACGUAUGUCCUUCGAACAUAUGUACUGCUGUCAAAAGUGGACACGUAGAACCGAGUGCUAGUGUGAAAACAGCCAGAGGUGUGAGUCAUUCUCGUCUGGAGAGCCAAAGUGUAGCCCCAGCACUUCAGUCAGCAAAACCAGUGCAAUGUCAAUCGAUAGCGCAAGAAGUGGCCGUAGUGACAACUACAGUCGACUCGGCGGCAAAGAGUGUUUCGAAAAAAGUGAGCAACUCUUCUGCAGCAGAAAAACAAUUUACCAGCUGCAAAACUCCAAACCGUUUCGUAGAAGCGAUUGAAGCCCCUAGCAUCAGCGCAAGUAUUCAAGUGGGAAGAGAACAUAAAAAACCAGCCACGGCUGCACCAUUGAAAGACUUGCCAGCACCUGCUGUAUCCACAACUUUAUUGAGAGUACCUGAAGCUGCACCUAAAGCGACAGCUCUCAUCUCAGCGGCAACUUUUUCUGUUGCAGCGAAAAAAUCUGUCUUAACACCAGGUUUACAUUUAAUCGAGGCUACACGUGUUGCUGCGAAAACGCCUACAGAGAAUUCCGUGCUGCAGCCCGUGUCCAAUCCAUCUUCAACAUCUGAGUCAUCUUUAGCUUCUCAAGUGAAGGCGACUGGUGUAAAACCUCAAGUGUUUUCAGCGUCAGGGGUAAGUUCAGCAAACUUGAAAAAAUGGCCUGUAGAGAAUGUGAGGCCUGCGCCUGCAACAGUAUCGUCAGUGCUCGGAGCAAUGCCACGUAAGAGUGCGACGCAGAUACCAGCAAUAUAUUCAUCAAAACCAGCAGUAGUGACAGCUAUGCCUCCAAUUGAAGUCGUGCCGAGGUCUAAAGAUGGGCCAGCAAAGAGCAAGACGUUAACACCCGUGCGAAGUACGACUCAAAUAGCUACCGUUGCAUCUGUGCCUGUUCCAUUAUCACCUGUGUCAAGACCAGCACCACCAACAACCACGAAGACUGGCAAGAAGCGUAUAAGACAGAGAACGACCAAAUCAACAACUGGGACUACAAGCAGUAAAGGAAAAUGCAAGAUAAAGAAGGUUGCGAAACAACAACAGGAAAGGGAUGGGGUGGACAGCAUUGUGGAGAAUGAGGGCGUAUUUGAUAAUUAUACUUUUACCUCAGACUCUGACCUGGAGGAAUCGCCUUCGAAGAAACCCGCUUGUCGGACAGCUAAGGCUCGACGUCGCGGAGUUACGGACCGUACUCGACACAGCCUUACCAUCGUUCGUUUGGUCGAUAUGGGUUUCAAGAAAGAAGAUGCGGAAGCUAGUGUGAAAGAAAUUGGCGACGAUCUGGAUGCGUGCAUGCUUUGGAUUAUCUCAAAAAUUGAGGAGCGACAAUUCUACGAGGAUCUUAACCGGGCAUCGAUUCAAUCUGAACGCUCGAAACACGACGAAGAAAAGCGGGUAAAGAAGCUGGAGAAGGAAAAGCUUGCGCGCGCUGAUAAGUUUAUGGUUGUGUUCCCGACUUCUUACAUGGUGUGUGCGGAAUCUAGUGCAUCGCACUUUAAGAAUCUCUUACUAUAUACAAUUGACCAAGUACAUGGAAGCUCGUACCUUCGUGAAGUCCUUUCCGAACUCAUGAAGCUGGAGAGCAAAUCCAUUCGCUGGUAUAAGGAAGCAUCCAAGUCUUACAUGGUCGAGCUAGCCGCACGCCUGGACGCUGCAGUGGAGACUCAUGAUGUAAUGACGUGCUGCGCUCGCGCUUUAGCAAGUGAUGUUAGCUCUCCGAAUGGAUGUAUAUUCGUGCGAAAAGUAUUAGAGGAGAUCAAGGCGCUGAAGACGGCUCUUUUCGAGAUGCCUACCAACCAAGGUGGCGUACCCCACGCAUUCCUUGAGUGUGACGAGGCGACGAAAUUUGAUCUUGAAGACGACGGGUUUGAAGUAAUUGAGUCAAAUGACUCAUCUAAAAUGGUGAGGCAAGACAGAAAUUAG
Peronospora farinosa is the source of this 2475-nucleotide messenger RNA. Lineage: Eukaryota; Oomycota; Peronosporomycetes; Peronosporales; Peronosporaceae. The record is from the annotation of a GenBank genome assembly.